Messenger RNA from Mycena citricolor, 4937 nucleotides. Lineage: Eukaryota; Fungi; Basidiomycota; Agaricomycetes; Agaricales; Mycenaceae. The record is from the annotation of a GenBank genome assembly.
AAUCAUCGUCCGGUGUCGGGAUCGUCUUUUUGGAGCGAGUUGCCGUGCGCAAGCUCUGCUCGAGAGACGAACGUAUCCGAUGGAAAGUCUUGGGCGCAGACUCAGGUACUGUAGCCUUGAUAGUCGCACUGGGAUUUUGGAAUGUUGAACGAGAGGAGGAUGCUCCGGGUGUCGCGGAGGAUUUGGACGGUGUACGGUGAGAGGGGAGGCUGGGCCAACCGACGAACGAAAACGGUGGGCGAGGGCGCGCGAGUAUGCAAAGAGAGACUCGAUCGGAUCAGCCUGUAGACGACAUGAGUUGAUAACAGUAAGUAAAUGGCCAGUUGGGGAGCGACGUAUGGGAAGGAGACGAGUCGUUAGGCCGUUUGGAGAAAGUGUUACUAACUGGGAUAAGUGGGCUCUAUUAGCGGCGGGGUGACGGUCCGUCUUGCGCGUGGAACUCUUCUAAAGAACUGCCGACCGGGCUGAACGAUGGCUCUAGGUUGAUUGACCUGACCAGUGGAAGGCCCGCAGAUUCGAGCACUCCCUGACCCUCGACAAUAUAUUCCCGGGCCCCGUGAGCGUUCAAUGAAGGAAUGACGGGUGAGCUGGCAGCGCCGCGGUCCGGGACAGGCGGCACAACGCUCAGCUUACUGGCUGUCGGAAAGAAGCUGCCUCAGCCGUGCUUCCCCAAUUGGAACUUCGACCACUCGGAGCUGAUCACAGAGGCUUUGAUCCGUGAUCCUGGCCGCGACCGGUCAAGAUAUUGAAUAUGAAUAUAUUUCAGCCUGGCUUGACCAAUACGCUUGGACUGGGCUCGGAGGCACUUGCAGUCAGGACCCGCGACAUAAAGAAGUGAAAUUGGUGGAAUUUACAAAUGCAGUCUGAGACAUGACGAGCCCAUGACGCAUAUGCCGACUGCCGUUUGGACAGGAAGGCACACACGGGUCCCGCCACAGGAUGCAGCAAUCUAUCUCAUGUACCGAACGUCUCCUCUCCAGAACACUGAGCUGAUAACGCCAGUCCGGCUGCAGGCCAGCCCUCGGUCAGCACAGUCAGCAGAUCCAACACGUGUGUGUCAAAUUACCUAUCCAACACGACGAAGCAGAUUUCGAAGCAGCAGAAGCUGCCGCCUGUGAUUGCGCUUGAUGAUGCAGGCUAUCCACGUACAUGCGCCCGCACCCGUCUUCGAGCGCAAAGCCCUCCACUGGAGGCCCCAAAAAACACGCCUCAGGGCUCGUCCGCAUCUCAGAGCUUGCUCACCUUAUCACACUGGUGUGCAGAAAUUCAGGCCUCGGAAAACGUCGGAGAAUCAACCGAUUGCUUCGCAUCAACAACCGGCAUAUGCAUAUGCACAAUAGAUGGCUCACUCGGUCCGAAAGAGGAUCAGAUUCGUUGUAAGAUCGGAACCGCGAUAAGUCUCCUCUGUUCACAGGAAUCAGAGAUUGAGUGCAUGACGAGUAUGAAUCCUCGAAAUAGCUGCCAGAUUCGGAUACUUGAUCGGCCUUUACACGUGACUCAGUGUGCAAUUGUUUAGUCACAUAGUCACGAGCAACCGAUCGGACUUUGAAACGCUCCUUGACUCUGACGACAUCGUCAACAACGACGAUGAGCACACGCGCGCGGACCCGGGCGGCGUCCAACAUCAAGACCGCAGUCUCUAAAUCUGACACCAAAACAAGAUCUUCUGUGAAGCUAGAAAACGAGACUGUCCUGCUGUCCUCGAAAUCAAAAUCAAAACACGUCAAAUCGGCCGUUCUCUUUUGUCUGUGCAGAAAAGGCGACGAUGGAUCUCCGAUGGUCAACUGCAGCGAGUGCGAUGAAUGGUACCACUUCUCAUGUGUUGACUUGGGUGAAGAGGUUGCCAACGAUAUCAAUGUGUACAUCUGCCCCCCUUGUGCUUCAACGACCGGUCUACGAACAGUCAUGUUAUGGGAAGGCCCUGAGGCCGUCGAAGAGGUCGGUGGGGACAAACCGACACAUACUGCAAAGAAACCAAGAGUGACACCACUGGUGGUCGAGGAACGCCAGUCAGACGAGUCAGGGGACGAGGGCAGCGAGGACGAGUAUGUUGCAGAGAGAACCAAGCCGAGCAAGCGCCGAACGCGACGACUUUCUUUCUCUGAGGACUCCGAAUCUGAAGCUUCUGGCACGGAGAAAAAGCACAGACGCAUUCGCAAAGCUGGGUCUCCGACAGUCGCAGCCAAAAGUGGUGUCAAGCGCAAGGCUGCGCCCAGGAGCACCGCUGCCCCACCCAGCAAACGCAAACGAGAGUCAUCCUCUGAUGCGAAUGACGAUCCCGCGCGCGCAUUUUGUCUCAAGAAGUUAGAAGUCGUUUUCCAGACAAUCUUCAAUCGCUAUCCGUACAUCGGCGCUGUCGAGAAAACAACAGACGAGCUUAACGACGAAGAGAAGACGAAAGUCGAGCAAGAGGCUAAGCUUUUCGCUGUUGAACUGGAACGAUGCUUGUAUGAGACCUACUCCGAGUUCGAUAAGCAAGGCCGACCGUCGGCGGGUGCCAGUUACAAGGAUCGCUUUCGGAUGUUGCAGUUCAAUCUCAGCAAGGAAGACCGUACGGUGUUGCACAGACGCAUAGCAUCGGGAGAUAUUAGUCCUAAGGAGAUAUCUCUGAUGUCCACGACUGAUCUAGCGAAUGAACAGACGAAGGAAUCGAUCAAGUUGGCGGAGAAAGAGGCACUGGAGCACUCCAUCCUGGAGAAGACGCUUGUGCCGCGUGCCAAAAUAACGCACAAGGGAUUGGAGGAUAUUGAAGUGGACAGUGUAGUUCUGUCUCGCGAGCGGGAAGCAGAGAGACAGCGGGAGCAGGAGGAAAGACGGCAAAGAGAGCUAGAGGCACGACAGCGAGUUCGGACUGCAUCGAUGUCUAUGCCUCCGGAGUCUCCGAUCACGCCCAUAACUGGGAAUUGGAUGGAUGUGCCGCAUAAUUUGCCGUCGAUGCCUGAGGCGCCAGAGACUGCGCUAGGGCCAGACGCGAACGAAAUGAGUGCAGAGCCAGAAAUGAACCUUGCGGACUUGAUCAAUAUCGACGAUGAAUUGGGGCCAGUGGAGGCCACAGCCAACCCACCUGUCGAAUCCACAGCGGGUGAGGCUGUCGUUGCACCGACGCUGUCGCCGACAGGCAACUCUCCCUUCGCCAACAACACACCCUCUUUCGAUCUCGAUGCACUAUGGACGGAACCGAAUCCGACCGAUUCUGUAGCUUCACCUCCAGCGACGGACGAUCGAACUGACGAAGCGAUGGAAGUCGACAACGAGCCGGACGACAAGGACUUUGAUAUGUUCUUGGAGGAGAAGGAUCCCUCUGAAUCUCUCUUGGCUGCAUUUGAAGCAAAACCCCAGGUCUGGACUGGCAAGAUAUGCAUGCCCAUCGACUCGACGAUCCCUCAAGAAACACGAGUGGCUGCGCGUCAGAUCGGUGGCCGUCAAAUUGACCACGACUCUCUUCUAUGGAAAACGCUGUUCCCGACCGAUCUGCUCCGGAUCGACGGCCGGGUUCCGACGGACAAGUCAGCGCAGUUUCUUCUGCAGACCAGAAUGAACUCGUCCAAGGAACUAGUCGCCGCUUCUUUCUCACCCGUAUCCGAAGACGGCGACUCUGGCUUCCAGACAUUGAUGGACUUCUUGAUCGCUAAAGGGCGACACGGACUUGUAUUUCCUUGGGGAAGCCGCCCGAAGGACUACCACCCGGGGAAAGAGCUCUACAUGGUUCCCCUGCUCUCCAGCGACGCGAUUCCGGACUUUAUGGAAGUCCUGGACAACUUCAGCCUGCCCACCGUUCGAACGAGCAACUACCUGAUCGGGAUAUGGGUGCUCAACAAAAACAAACUGGCCACACCGCCACCCAUGCCUCCGCCUGUCAUGACCCCGGCACCUCCCGCUUUCCCACCGCCGGCGAUCAUGGAACCCUCCACUUUGGCGUUUGAGGUGGCUGCGCUCACACCGGAGCAGGUCCGCCUCAUGCUCCAGACGUUGACCAACGCAUCCCUCAACCCAGCUCCAGUCCCAGUGCCACAGCCACCACAGCCACAGCCACAAUGGGGAACUGGGUAUCCCGCACCGCCACCGCCACCCCCUCAUUAUGGUCAGCAGGGCCAGUACGGCUACCAUCCCAGAGGCAACGAGGCCCGUCAACCGGAUUCUGGCUGGCCCCGACGGCGAGGAUACUGAAUCGUGUAUGCUAUUUAUCCUUAGUGUAUUCUUGUUACAUAUAGUAAAUGUAUGUCAAAUUACUUGCGAACCAGGAUCUGCAGCAUUUCCUCUAUCCUUUUCUGUCUGGCAUCCAUCUCGUCCAGCCGCCUCAUGAUCGGCAUGUCCUUAUUUUCCUCGACGUCCUCGGCCGUCGGCAGAGAGCCGGUGGACGGCGUGCGAUGGUCGGGGCUAGCAGAAAGCGAGUGUUCGUCAGGGCUGGUAGAGAACGGGUCAUCCGAGAGCGGGAACAUCAUGCGGGGAGUUUCGGACGAGCGUCGAGCAUGGGCUUGCAGCUGAGCACGACCCGAGGCGUCGCGAACAUGCAUCGAAGAGAGUCUCCGGCGAUAAGCCGGUCCAUAGCUCACACCCGCUGGCGGCGGUGCGAGAGUAUUAGGAUAGGAAUGCGAUUGCGCUUGCGAUUGUGUGACAGGAGGACCCAGAGAAAUCGCCUCGUCUUCGGGAAUCCCGCCGUCAUCGAUUACGAGGGGCUGGAAGAUCUGAGCGAGCGGACUAGUGAACGAUUGUGCAGCCUCGGUCCCUCGAUGCAAGAGCGACGCAACACGAUUCCGCUGACCGGGAGGGGACACGCCAUUGGGAGGUGUCGUGGUGGGCGGUCGGUGAGGAGGUGAAGGCGGAGGUUUCGAUACGUGGUGAGCGGUGACUGGCACUUCACCUCGGGCAAGAGCACUUUCCAGUAGAUCAUCCUCGAUUUCAAAAACCUGUAAAUAGUCAGAAUAGCUCGAAUAGAC